ACCACUCUAUACAGUCCACUGUGGGGAUGGAACUUCUUCGCGCGCAACCUGUCGCUAGUCGGUGGCCUGGUGCUGCUGGUGGCCGAGGCGCGUGUCGAGAACAAGAACAACUUUGCCGACGUGCCUUCAAUGGGUGACCAAGACAAGCAGAAGGCGGUCAUGCAGUUGGUGGGGCGUGUACUGGUGGGUCUGAUGUUCCUAACCUUGGUGCAUCUGGAUAUGAGCCCGUUCAAGAUGGUGAUGACGGCCAUUGACAUGCUGCUGCUGCUGUGUGUGGUGGUGGGAUUCAACACCAAGCUGUGCGCACUGGUGUUGUGCUUCAGUCUGUCGCUGCGCAACAUGUUCAUGAACCCCUUCUGGUCGGUCCCCACCUGGCAAGUGGACUACGUCAAGUACGACUUCUUCCAGACCCUCUCAGUUGUGGGUGGUUUGCUUAUGAUCGUGAAUCUCGGCGCUGGCGAUCUCAGUGUCGAUGAGAAGAAGAAGAAAUUCUAA
Messenger RNA from Sphaeroforma arctica JP610, 495 nucleotides. RefSeq lists its product as hypothetical. The annotation marks the transcript as partial. Lineage: Eukaryota; Ichthyosporea; Ichthyophonida. Gene Ontology annotation, cellular component: membrane. The transcript is spliced from 2 exons. The record is from RefSeq and is a predicted model, not a curated record.